GCUAUCGGCGUAGACGCAACUGACAAAGGUGCAGACAAACACUGAACUACACCAUACUUAACCCAUCAACGUUCCACCUUCGUCUUUCUUCUCCAUCCUCUUCUUCAUCCUCUUCUCAAUCUACACCCAUCUCCAUCUCAAUCUAUCCAUCCAUCCAUCACCAAACAAUGGACACCCAAAUCCCCCUCCUCACCUACCUCCAAACCGCCCUCCCACGCCUCCCCAAAACCCCCCUCCCAGAACGCGAUCACUUCCCCACAGACGACUACAACCCAACCGCCAUCACCACCACAACCCCCUGGACCGACUUUACCCUUACCACCAUCCUAGCCCGAUACGGCGAUGUCCUCAGAAACGCACGUAUCCAGAGUGAUCCCUUUGCUUCUUCCCCGCCCCGCUCGAUACUGUGCUAUUCAGUCCUGAGGGCGAGGGUGUGGGACUUUGUGCAUCCGCGUGUGAGGAGGGGUUUAAGAUGUGGGAUUGAGUAUCUUUCUACCGAUGGAGAGCAGGCGGGGAUGGUGCCGUUGUGUUUUGAUAUCGACGCCGAUGAUAAAAAAGCGCAUACGCCCGAUGCGGGAUAUUUCGAUUCGCGGGCUCUGGUUGGGGAAGCGCCGAAUCGGGCGCCGGGGGUAUAUGUACCUUCAUGGGUUUGGGGGUCUGAUAUGGUUACUGCUGCGGCUGAGGGUGAGGAUGAGGCUGGUGAGAAUGCAAAGGCGAUGUAUUAUGCCGUUCUGAGUCGUGUGGCGUUUUACAUGGAAGAGAAUGGCGCGAAGUACGGGUUUGUACUUACGGAUGAGGAGCUGGUGGUUGUGAGGUUGGGGGGUAGGCUGGGGGAGAUGGAGGUUGGGGAGAGUGUGAAGUGGGGAGUUGGAGGGAGUGAUGAGGAGCCGGUGAUGACGGUGCUUUUGGGAUUGUGGUAUUUGGGGAUGAUUGCGAGUGAGUAGAUUAUCUGUAUUGUACAUGUGGUAGGCUAUGCUUUGGAGAGUGUCUUCUUUCGCUGUUUCACCAUGUAGGAAUACAUCAUGACAGCACCUGUGCAUGUUAGAUGGAUGUGAAGAUAAAUUGGCAAUAUCAGACUCACCAGGGACAUAUAAACCCAGACAGAAAUAAAAGAUGCCCUCUGCAGUCGAAUUACUCGUCGACUCUGCAGCCUUGAACAUCAUCCACCAUUCGCCACCGAUGCCAAUGGGAUAGAGGACGAAGAAGAGGGUGUACCUAUACCAUUAGUAUUGAUUUAGAGAAGAAGAAGGAAAC
Messenger RNA from Aspergillus wentii DTO 134E9, 1254 nucleotides. RefSeq lists its product as uncharacterized. The transcript has a single exon. The coding region runs from base 168 to 944 and encodes 258 amino acids. The record is from RefSeq and is a predicted model, not a curated record. Lineage: Eukaryota; Fungi; Ascomycota; Eurotiomycetes; Eurotiales; Aspergillaceae.